This is a messenger RNA of Suricata suricatta (meerkat), 2760 nucleotides long. It is a transcript of the gene ZNF839, whose product is annotated as zinc finger protein 839. Lineage: Eukaryota; Metazoa; Chordata; Mammalia; Carnivora; Herpestidae. The record is from RefSeq and is a predicted model, not a curated record. Bases 44 to 2593 code for a protein of 849 amino acids. The transcript is spliced from 11 exons.
CCGUCGCUUGGUGGCGCGGGUUCGAGUCCCGGUGUCGGCUGCGAUGGCGGACGCGGAGCCGGAGGCGGAGGACGGCAGCGAGGAUGGCGGUGGCGGCCAGGCUCCCCCCGGCCAGGGCGGCAGCGCAGCGCGCCUGGCCCCGCUGGCGUCUGCAGCUGCGGGGGCCGCCGUGCUUCCGGCCGAUCGCCCAGGCCUCUGUCCAUUCAUGCGGCGUCUGUCGCGCUCGGCGGGGUCCCAGCGCCGCCGUCGGCGCGGGAAGCGCAGCCUCGCACGCCCUCCGGGGUACGACGUGAGGGCACUCCGGAUGCGACACAGCAUCGAUGGUCAGUGUCACUUCCCGGAUCACGCAGCUCUUGUUGACGAGCAACUGGAAGCCAUUUGUGUCAAGGUGAUAUCUGGAGAGAUGAAAGAUCAGGAAAGGCCGACGCCCCCACCCACCACCCUCCAGCCGGGGACAGCCAGGCUGAGCCUGUCACCCAGGGGGCGCUGCAGCGUGCUGGGGCCCAGGACACAGCGCCCCCUGAGCACUGGGCCACAGGCGCGCUUCCUGAGUCACUUGCCUCCGAUCCGGGUGUUAGUACAGAGGCCACUGCCCACCCUCCGGCCGGUGGCUCCAAAAGGACUGGGGGCCACGCUGGCCCCUCUGUCGCCUUUGGCCCCGCCCGCGGCGACAUCGGUUUCAUCCAGCUCCGUGAGCUUCUUUACUUCCAGCUUGCACUCGGAACGCAGGGAGAAGCUAAAAAAAUCUCUAAAAGUGAAGACGCGCUCUGGACGGGUAUCCCGACCUCCCAAGUAUAAAGCCAAAGAUUAUAAGUUCAUAAAAACGGAGGAUCUGGCCGACGGCCACUUGUCAGAUUCUGACGAUUAUUCAGAGCUCAGUGUGGAAGAAGACGAGGACCAGAGGGAAAAGCAGGUGCUCUUCGACUCGUCGGGCUGUUCCCUGAGGCCCAAGACGUUUAAGUGUCAGAUGUGUGAGAAAUCCUACAUAGGGAAAGGGGGCCUGGCCCGGCACCUGAAACUCAAUCCGGGCCACGGCCACCUGGAGCCGGAGGUGUCGCUGUGUGGGAGAGCCAGCAGGAGCACGGCCCGGGGCAGCGCCAACGGCGGGACUGCGUCCCCAGUGCUGCCCGCGUCAGCCCUCCUAAGCCAGGAAGGGACCCAGUCACCACCGGGUGGCCUGCAGAAUAGCCAGUCUGUAGAGGAUGAAGAGGCCUCGGUGUCCGGACCGGAGGAUGGACGUUAUCUGGGCCCUAGAAGAAUCGCCUUCGCCGCAGCCCCUGCCGAGGCCAGCGCGGCCGUCCGUGGCGGAGCCGCUCACCCGCCCGGGGGUGCCGGGCCCAGCGCCGCAGGGGCCCAGGGCGCCCCGGAAGCCAGAGCCCGGCUCAAGGAGUUUCUCCACCAGUGUGACCGAGAGGCCCUAGUGGACUUGGUGCUGCCUCAGCUGGCUCAGGUGGUGACCGUGUACGAGUUUCUUCUGAUGAAGGUUCAGACAGGUCAUCUAGCAAAACCUCUGUUCCCCGCUGUGUAUAAGGAAUUUGAAGAGUUGCAUAAAAGGGUUAAGAAGAUGUGUCAAGAUUACCUCAGUGGUUCUGGUCUGUGUUCCCAGGAGCCUCUGGAAAUAAGCAACAAUAAGGUGGCCGAGUCUUUAGGAAUCACCGAGUUCCUAAGGAAACAGGAAACGUGUCGGGAGUGCGUCCCGGGCCGGGCCGAGCUGGGGGCGACCGGGCAGAAGCGGGCGAACGAGCUGGCGGAGGUGGCACCUGCCUGGGUGAAGAGGACCAGAAGAGAUGCUCCGCCCCAGGACACCGGCCGCGGAGCCCCAGCGGCCAACGAGGGUCUUGCCCGCUCGGCGCCGGGUUCUGGCCCUGCAGGCCAGCGGCUGCGAGCGUCUGCCGACCCGGAGGCCAGGAGUGAGUGUGGGGCUCCUGCUGUCGUGUGGGAAGGCGCCAGCGGGCCGAGUCCGGGUCCUCAGUUCGGAGAGCCCAGGAUGCGGACACAGGGGCGGGCGCCAGCCCUCCCCGGAGAGAAGGCCCAGGAACACUCCGAGGACUGGGACGGAAGUGGGGACGGCCCGGGCAGCGGGGCUCUCUGCGGCACCCUGAUGUGCCCUGGAGGGGCGGCAUCCCUGCUGCCUUCCGGGCCUGGAGGCCUCGAGAGGCACGGCUCCCGAUGGACGUCCCGCCCCGGCGACGGCCUGCUCCCGGAGGCUGCCGGCCUCCCGCCGGACGGGGCUCUGUCCGCUGCCUGCGUCCCCGGGACCGUGCCCGAGCCGGGGUCUCCGCCGGGCCAGGCUGGGUCGCUGCCCACCGACGGGGGCCAGGGAAGCCUUGCAAGGGACGUGGGCCACCUCUCCCCCGGGCCCGAGGCAUGUGCCGACCGGAGAGAACUGGAGAGCGUUGCUGGCGCUGGCGAAGCUGUAGCUUCUGAAAUUACCACUGGGUGCCGUGAAUCUUUGUCUCAGGGACGGGGGCAGAUAUUUAUUCACUCCUCCGGCGGCUUUAUCUUGCCCCAUCCGAGUUCCGUGGUGCCCGGGGAGGAAGACACUGUCACGGCGGCUGGUGCGGCGGGGCCUGCCCGGCGGGGUUUCCUCUAGAAGCCACGGGGGCAGAGCCCUCCCAGUGAAGCGGAGUCGGACCCCAGGCCUGGCCGGGAGUGCGUUUUAUCCAAAGAAGGUCUAUAUGAAGUGAUAUGUAUUUUUCUAUUGUGGAUACUGACACAGAUGAACAUCUUAUUUAUAAAGAAUGAUGUCUUUGUACUUGG